Messenger RNA from Gamsiella multidivaricata, 864 nucleotides. Its product is annotated as ribosomal protein L34-domain-containing protein. Gene Ontology annotation, biological process: translation. Gene Ontology annotation, cellular component: mitochondrial large ribosomal subunit; ribosome. Gene Ontology annotation, molecular function: structural constituent of ribosome. The transcript has 3 exons. The record is from RefSeq and is a predicted model, not a curated record. Lineage: Eukaryota; Fungi; Mortierellomycota; Mortierellomycetes; Mortierellales; Mortierellaceae. The coding region runs from base 172 to 492 and encodes 106 amino acids.
AUACCACCCAACUACCCCGGAUUCGAUCUCAGGGGCAAGAUUCUAAAGUCCGUGACAGCGAAAUAUCCCUUUGUUGACAAUUCGUCCAUCUUAGCCCGACGAACACUCCCUCUCUCCGCCCUCUCAUUGCCUUCAACCUCGCUUGCACUCAAACGUCAUUUACCGCAUACUAUGUUCGCCGCAUUCACAUCGCUCCGCACAAAGCUAGCUCCUGUCGCCAGGACGCAGUUCACAGCCAUCUCGGCAGCACCAUCGCCAGCCGUCGGUAUCACCUCAACAACCAGCUCUAUCUUUUCAUCACUGACAGGAUUCCGUCUUCCUUCUGUUUUUGGGUCAAGUCAGGCUCGCUUCGUUUCCUAUGGUCGUGAAUUCCAACCCUCUCAACGGGUCCGUAAGCGCCGCCACGGUUUCUUGGCCAGAAUGAAGUCAAGAGGCGGCCGAAAGAUCAUCCAUAACCGCCUUCUCAAGGGUCGCAAGUACCUCAGUCAUUAAAGCAGGACGCGCCGGGAAUACAGAUCGAAGAGUCAACACUGGGAGAAAAGGAUACAGGAUAUUUGGAUAGACGGAUGCUGGAUGUUUGGCAUUGUAUAGAGUGUUGCAUCACAGCACAAAAACAAAAAAAAAAAGAAACCAACAUUAUAAGCUCAAUGUCGUUGUGAAUCAAUAUUCUGUUACUACUCGUUUGCAGCGUCUAUAUAAAGUUGGUCUGUAUCGAUUCUAGCAGUGGAGUUAAACAAACAAACGUGGAAGGGAGUGAUGUGAGCUGGACUUCGCUCCUUGCCUCGUGAAACAUAGCAUUAUUGCCCUGGACAUUGUACGUACAUCACCGAAUGCCUUCCAAAUAAACUUGAGAACUAACAAAGC